AGAAAAAAAAGAAAAGAAAAAGAAAGAAAGAAAAGGCAGAGCCCAGUAUCUACGGGCAGCGUUUCGGUCUCUGGUCCUCGCUCUCUUUUUCUCUCCCGCUCCGUUCCCAGCCCCUUCGCGUCUCUGCACCCUCAGUACCUGCCCGGCUCCGCGGCUCCUCGCAGCCUCCAGUCGCCUCCGUCCUGAUUGGGCGGAGACCCCCCAAUCGGCUGCGCGCCUGGGCCGGUGGGACUGCAUAUGUUAAGCUCUACUUCAUAUUAAUAAGCUCCAAUCGGGGCUUUAAGUCCUUGAUUAGGAGAGUGUGAGAGCUCUGGUCCCAACUGGCUGUGCCUAUAGGCUUGUCACCAGGAGAACAUUUGUGUUAAUUGCGCUCUGCUCUGUCAAGGAAACUUUGAUUUAUAGCGGGGGUGCGCAAAUAAUGGUUGCCGGUCGCACAUGGAUUCGGUAGAACUUUGCCUUCCUGAAUCUUUUUCCCUGCACUACGAGGAAGAGCUUCUCUGCAGAAUGUCAAACAAAGAUCGACACAUUGAUUCCAGCUGUUCGUCCUUCAUCAAGACGGAACCCUCCAGCCCGGCCUCCCUGACGGACAGCGUCAACCACCACAGCCCAGGUGGCUCUUCAGACGCCAGCGGGAGCUACAGUUCAACCAUGAAUGGCCAUCAGAACGGACUUGAUUCGCCACCUCUCUACCCUUCUGCUCCUAUCCUAGGAGGUAGUGGGCCUGUCCGGAAACUGUACGAUGACUGCUCCAGCACCAUUGUUGAAGACCCCCAGACCAAGUGCGAAUACAUGCUCAACUCGAUGCCCAAGAGACUGUGUUUAGUGUGCGGUGACAUCGCGUCUGGGUACCACUAUGGGGUAGCAUCCUGUGAAGCCUGCAAGGCAUUCUUCAAGAGGACGAUUCAAGAUCCUUUGUGAUACACUUUGGAAGAAAAUAGAGGAAGGAAAGAAUCAUUGUUUAUUGAGGAUCCCCAGCACACCAGUGAUUCUAUUCUGCUCUGCUCCGUGGUUUACAAAGCGUAUCUUCUGGGAAUGUCCUGGCGGUCCAAUGGUUAGGACUCCACGCUUUCACUGCUGAGGGCCCGGGUUCACUCUCUAGUCAG
This is a messenger RNA of Balaenoptera acutorostrata (minke whale), 1103 nucleotides long. Its product is annotated as estrogen-related receptor gamma-like. Gene Ontology annotation, biological process: regulation of DNA-templated transcription. The coding region runs from base 436 to 918 and encodes 160 amino acids. NCBI's taxonomy places the organism in Eukaryota, Metazoa, Chordata, Mammalia, Artiodactyla, Balaenopteridae. The record is from RefSeq and is a predicted model, not a curated record. The transcript has 3 exons. Gene Ontology annotation, molecular function: sequence-specific DNA binding; zinc ion binding; DNA-binding transcription factor activity.